Messenger RNA from Hyla sarda, 6507 nucleotides. It is a transcript of the gene DSG4, whose product is annotated as desmoglein 4. Lineage: Eukaryota; Metazoa; Chordata; Amphibia; Anura; Hylidae. Gene Ontology annotation, biological process: homophilic cell-cell adhesion. Bases 241 to 3585 code for a protein of 1114 amino acids. Gene Ontology annotation, molecular function: calcium ion binding. Gene Ontology annotation, cellular component: desmosome; plasma membrane. The record is from RefSeq and is a predicted model, not a curated record. The transcript has 16 exons.
GUGAAUUAUCCAGCUGCAAUAAUGAUGCUGUCAUGUGUUUCAGGUGAGACCAACCCAAGAUUAUGGGUGGAGAAAAGGACUCGGCUGCACAGCAUCCACGCUCAUCCCUCACUGAAGGAAACCUUUAACAUCUACUUGUCAGAGCAGCCAAGAGGGAGCAUCCCUUUACUCUGACACUGAGGUUGGGAUAAACAGCAGGAUCACUAGGGACUGUGCCUGAUAGCACAGGAGAAAUACACAAUGGACUGGAAGUUCUGCACACCUUUUAGUGUCUUCAUUAUUUUACUGAUAUGUUUACAAUGCAGCUGCCACUGGAAAGUCCAGUUAAACAAAGGAAAAGAUGGAAAAGGCAAAAUAUCAUGGGAAGAUUACCAUCAUAAACGUCAAAAGCGUGAAUGGAUAGUGCCCCCAGUGAAUUUAAGAGAAGGAGAAGACAACACAUACAGAAAUCCACUAGCAAAGGUCCAUUCUGACAUUCAGGUGAAAAAGGGUAUUGUACGGUAUCACGUGACUGGACAAGGAGUGGAUCAGCCCCCUUUUGGGCUUUUUAAAAUAGACCCUAUAACUGGAUACCUAAAUGUUUCUGGAGUUAUUGUGGAUCGUGAAGAGAUAUCAAUUUUGUUUAUUACAGUCCAUGCUGUAACAGGUUCCGGUGUAGAGGUAGAGAAGCCGCUACAGUUGCGGGUGAGGAUCUUGGACAUCAAUGACAAUCCACCAAUAUUCUCCCAGAGUGUUUUUAUGGGUUCCAUAGAAGAAAAUAGCAGAGCAAAUACUCUAGUUAUGCAAAUCCUCGCAACUGAUGCAGAUGAAGAAAAUACAGUAAAUUCUCAAAUUGCUUACAGAAUAUUAUCACAGACUCCAAGUGAUCCUGCAAUGUUCAUUAUGAACCAGUAUACUGGUCAAGUUUUUACCAUGUCUAGUUCUCUGGACAGAGAGUCAGUAAGUGGUUAUAGCCUUGUGGUUAGUGGAUCUGACUUGAAUGGAGCUGCUGGAGGACUGUCAGGACAAUGUGGUGCCGACAUCAGAAUUUUAGAUGUGAAUGACAACUUCCCCAUGCUUGAGUUUGAUUCUUACUCAGUUCAAAUCAAGGAAAACAUGGUUGGUUUAUCAGACUUAAGGAUGAAAGUUUUUGAUGCAGAUGAAAUGUUCUCUGAUAACUGGAUUGCAGUAUUUGAGAUAAUAUCAGGAAAUGAUGGAGGAUGGUUCGUCAUUGAAACGGACGCUCAGACCAAUGAAGGUGUUUUGAGAGUUGUCAAGGCAUUGGAUUAUGAAGCAAUGAGGUCAGCCAAUCUAGCUUUUCUUGUAACCAACCGGGCUGCUUUCCAUUGGUCUGUCAUGUCUGAAUACCAAGCAAAAGUGACUAAUGUAAAUGUUCAAGUACAGAAUGUAAGAGAAGGACCUGUAUUUGUUCCCUCCACCUAUAAUGUGCAGAUCCCAUCAGGAUUAUCAGCAGAACAGAUGAUAAAUUAUGUAUUGGCAAAAAUUGUAGCUAUGGAUGUAGAGACUGGAGGACCAGCCACAAACGUUGUGUAUUCAUUGGAUAAGGAAUCCAGCAAGUGGUUUAUAAUUGAUUCUACAACUGGAGAGAUCAAAAUGACUUAUGAAAUGAUUCAAAAUAUUGCAAAAGCCAAUGGCAGUAGCACUGGCCCUAACGGUGGUCAAAACUUCACUGCAGUAAUCCUUGCUGGAGAUGGAAGUGAUCCUAGCCUACCAACAGGAAGUGCUGAUGUCAAUGUAAUAAUGCCUGGAAGAAAUCAAACCCAAGUCUGUCCUAUAAUUUCAUCAGAACCACGUGUGGCAUGUUUGGAUAAGAAGGAAGUUAUUAUCAACGCAGUUGAAACCCCACCAAGUCCCCCUUACACAAUAACUAUUGCGCAAAAUCCUGACUGGACUGUCAGACGACUUAAUGACACAGCUGUAACUUUGGUUGGAGGCCCUUCUGUUACUGCUCGUAAUUAUUCUGUGCAAGUAACCAUUAGGGACAAUAACGGUGUUACUUGUCCAAAUCCAUUCAAUAUUGUUAUACAAGCCUGUGAGUGCACUGCUGCUGGAUCUUGUGAUGCUUCAAAAUUCACAGGCAGGAAUGUAUCCCUUGGUCCCGCAGCAAUUGGUCUGAUGGUUCUGGGAUUUUUAAUGCUUCUGUUGGCUCUGCUCCUAUUGCCCCUAUGUCUAUGUGGAUCUGCAGCAGGGGCUAAAUUUGUUCCAGUGGCAGCUGGGUAUGAUGGAGCUUGUCAUCAAUGGGGAACAGAAGGUGCCAAGCCUGAAGAUGUGGAUAUGACAAGUCCAUUUAUAACUUCAGGAGCCCCUGAUUAUUCUGAGGUCAAUGCAAGCAACAUAACACACGGAGUUGGUGCAGGAAGCACAUCAGGCACAGCAACUAGAGGCGUCAUAAGAGAUAUGUCUGCUACUGGGCUUGAGACAACCAUUGCUCAAGGAGAAGGGUUUGAUGGACAUGGCAUGGGAUUUUCAGGCGAAAGCAAUGUAGCUGAAUCUUUUCGUGGAACCAUGCUUCCACCAUAUGAAAAAAGUGGCACACUGAACAUGGCUUAUGUGGAAAACUACUUUGCUGAGAAAGCAGAAUCGUAUGCCAAUGAAGAUGAGAGUCGUCCAGCAAACGAUUGUCUUUUAAUUUAUGAUAAUGAAGGUAUAGGAAGUCCAGCUGGAUCUGUUGGGUGCUGCAGUUUUAUUGCCGAUGACUUGGAUGACACCUACUUGGACACAUUGGGACCAAAAUUUAAAACACUGGCAGAAAUUUGCAUUGGUUCAGAAAUUGAACCAGAAUCACGUGGCAAUGAGCCAAGAUUGUUUCCAAAUGUUCCAAUUAUAGAAACCGAAACAAAUUUUAUAAUCGAUGAUUCAAGAGUUAAUGUUCCAGUCAACCGAUCUGUGCCAGUUGCCAACCAUACAUAUGUUACUGAGAGCUCAGUCUCAUCCUCCAAUCUUCAACCAGUAAGACCUAUGCCAGAAACUCUUAUUCCAGGUAAUGUAGUUGUAACUGAGACUUAUACAACAUCUGGGGGCACACUCCGACCAGUUACCCAUAAUCUAGAUUCUGGCCUCCCUUCUAAUACUUCCUACCUAGUAACAGAAAGGGUGGUUGGAUCUGCAGGAGCAGGACGUGGAGUAUAUAAUGAUUUACCAAGUGGAUCUAAUGUCACUGUGACCGAGAGAGUAGUCCGUCCAUCAUCUGGUGUUCAUGAAUUUAUAGAACUACCAAAUAUGACAAAUCUAGGAGACACAUCAAAUGUUGUAUUAACAGAAAGGGUUGUUGGACCAAGCAGUUCAAGGUUGUCUAACUCAUAUAACAUCCCAGAUUUUGAUUUUGCUGAUGGACAAAAUGUUGUGGUUACUGAAAGGGUGAUACAACCUAUCUCCAAUGUUCAGGGAAGUUUAAGCAUUCGCCCAGAAAUGGGAAGUUCUCAAAAUAUAUAUGUAACAGAAAAAACUGUACGAUCUGGUCAAGUCGGUAAAACCCAAAUGUUAAGUGUAGAACCUUUGUCAACUCAAACUGUUGGUUCAACUUCCCCAAGUUUAACCCGCAGCAAAGUUACAAAGUACAGCACAGUUCAAUACACUAAAAAAUAAAUUUGGCAAUUACACUAGACAUUUGUUUAAAAUACUAUAAAUUGUUCUAUUUAAGAUUUGGUUAAAUUCCUAAAUAUUAACCCUUUAAGACACAAUGGGAGUAAUAUUUUGAUCCAUGCAAUCAUAGAAUUGCUUCUAUUAGUCUUGCAAUUGGCCAUUCAAGUAUUGUUGCUCUGAAAAAAAUGGUCUUAAAGUCUUACAAAUAAAAAGAAAGCUAGGUUUAGGUUAAAAAUGAAUUCACUUUUUGUCAAUGGAUUUUAUAAUCUAUAUAUAAUUUGCCUUUAGCUGUGUUUGGGCAACUUUAUUCCACUGUCGUUCGUGUCCCAUUUUGUGUAAUAUAUGUAAAUUAAAAUUGUGUUACUGUGCUGUAAAUAGUAUUACAUUCUAAAUAAAACCUGUUAGCCUUAGCAUAUACAUUGUCUGUUAAUGCUUAGGUUACUUCCUUACUUGUCCUCUAAUGUUCCCUACUGUAGCUUAUAUAUAAAAAAAAAAAAACAUAUAUAGUAAACAAUAAAAGUCAUGUUUUCUCUUUAAAGCAAAUAUUUUUUUAUAUAGUUCUAUUCUUUUGUAUGCAAUUACUGGCCUUUUAGUAACAACAUUAUUUUUAGAAAUUGUUAAUGUUAUUUAAAACCCAUACUAAAUUAUGAUUUACUUUAGUAGACACCGUUAAAUUAAGUAAUAUCCGUAUGUGUUUCCAUCUUGUCAUUAGGUGAUAGAUUUUGAGAUACUGAUUCAAUAAAUAUAUCAUUUAUAUACUUUGUUCUAGUAAUUAAGAAAAAAAAACUUGUUCUUAAAGGGUUUGUCCAGCCACAUAAAUUCAGAAAAGGGACUGACAAGAUAAAAAAAGAAAAUACACAAAACAGAACUCAAACACUAUUGAUGGAUCUGAGUUCCCUGAGUUACCAUUGAUCUCCAUUUUCUGCUUCCCAUCUCAUUACAAGGAAAAUACUGGUUCAGCCAAUCACUGACAGGUGCGUCACUAUUGACAGCCAGAGAGUGGCUUAAACUGCACAAGGUAGUUGUCAGACAGAGUUUUCGGCCCAGAUCCCCGGAUAAACAAGCAAAUCCACCAUGUUGUUAAAUCAAGCACAAAAUGGAGAAAAGCAGGGGAAAGACAUUUCUAUGCUGCAUUUAUUACACCUUAUCCAAUAUAUAUUGAUAUUUUAUUUUCAUUUACUGAAACUAUAACAUCAGAUGUGCUCCUUACACUACUUUAAGAGGUUUCCAUUUAUAAAUCUGUAUAAAGGAAAAUUAGUGGUGCUACCAAUGCAACCAUGUUAUAAUUUUCUUGUGUAAUAUAUGGAAUUUAGGUUCUCAGGAAAAUAGCAUUUAAACCCCACUGACUUCUAUCAAAGAUUUUAGGUAGACAGAAUUUAGAGUAAGGGCAACCAGCUAGUAGCACUCCUAAGGCAGUAUUUGGACAAUUUCACUAGAGAAUGAGCACUAUGUUUUGUUUCACUGUGUAUAUAUUUAGCUGCUUCUGUUUUGGUACUGAAUUGCUUUAUGCUUUUAAUGCCUAGUUUUAUGUCUAUUUUUCUCAGUUACCUAUAAUGUCAUGGUUUAAGUAUUCAGUUGUGCAUUAGUGCUGCGUCAUAUUUUGUGGUUGUGGUUACUGGUGUUUAGCUGUUGGGCAGAUUUCCUAUUAGAGAACUGUAUAUGCCACUUUUAUGAUAUUGAAGGCAGAACUAGAGAUUCAUAUUUCAGUAUAUCAGCCAUACAGCAUACAUGACUAUCUUUAGAAAGACAAAGCCCUAUCUUAUCUAGAAAAAGCAAAUACAAUUUACAGUUGCGUACUAUGUGACUAUGCCAUAUGUUGAUGUGCUAAACACAUUGUAUUAGGUGUACUGACUGAUGUAUAUAAUGCUUUCAAAUUACCAGCACUUUUAAAGAUAACUACAUAAAAAAUAUAGUAUAGCUGGCAUACUUUAUUUAUAACAUCUUUAAACCAAAAUACUUAAAUAAUGAAGGCUGUGAGGAGCCAUAUUAGGUACAAAAUGAAAUAAAGUAUUGUGUAGUGAAGAAAAUAAUCUAAUGUAUUAUUAAACAAAAAACACAAUUAGUUAAAUGUUUUUUUUUUUUUUUUACAAUUUUUUAUCUAAUUACUAAUAAAUAAGAAAACAACCUAAAGGAAAUGUUCACUGUGUAAAAUUACAAGUGGUAUUGGUACAGGGCUUUUGUGAAAUUCAAUUGAUUCAGUCGUGCUGCCAAACAAAUGGCCCGUGUGCCAAUAAUUUAGGAAACACUGACUUAAACAUUACCCACGUUAAACUACUGUGAGAGAAAACCAAAGAGUAUCAAAAUUCCUGGCUACUGUUCUAACUUCUGAUUUAUUAGUAUAUGGACAUUUUGGAUGGAAAUACUCUUUAAAGUAUUCUUUAACAUAGAACUGUACGUGCCAAAACACCUGGCCUCUUGUGAUAAUAUAAAGUAUUUUCACACAGAUUAAAAUUAGUUAACAUAUAGUAGAUACUAGCUUUGUUACAUUCGACUGUCACCUAUGCUAAAAGUUUAAUGCUAGAAGAUUUUUUAUUUCUAUUACUUGUUAUUUGUAUUUAGCUUGUAAUUUGCUAGAAUGCAAAGAAAUAACUUAAGAGGCUUACUAACUUCAAAACAGUUCUAGGUUUCUUACCUUUUAAAUUCUGCUCCAUUUCUGGGCUGCAGGCCACUGGAGAACCCACAGUGUUAUUUUUCCCCCAGUAUCACAGUACCAUGACAAUGAAUCACUGGCAAAGAACCCCAGUGACUGGUAAUAUGGAAAGGUGUUAAAUCUGAUUUAUUCUAGAACUCUGUAUACAUUUGUAGAAAAUCAGAACUGGUUUUUGAUGUUGGUAAAACCCUUUAAGCACUUACAAAAGUUAUUUCGCUCUAGCAAAAUGUCAAAACAAUCAACUGAUCUGUUACAAUACAUUGUAAAGUUCAGAA